AGUCUUCCGGUUGAUUGAUGCUGUGGCAGGAGGAGAGAACGCUAGGCAGAGUAGAAGUACACCUGGACAGAAGCAUCACGUGGCGUGACGUUUCUGCACUGGACGUUUGCGGAGCGUAGAUCCUUCGGUGCUCACCCCGCGAUGGUGCGCCAACGUCGUGCCGGCUCUUGGGCGGAAGGCGGAGAGCCGCCAUACUCGGGCGAGGUCAGGGAUGGCGAUUAUCGCGCGUCCUUGCGCAAUCAGCCUCCGGCUAUGGCGGGACUUCGGAAGGGUAAGCGCUGCGCGGCUAAUCGGGCGGGUCGCGCCGGCGCCUCCGCGCCUCCCAGCUGGCUAGGCACGGCUCUGAUGUGGGCGUUCAUCGCCGCUCUUUUCGUCAUGACCGGCGUUGUUCGUAUCGGCAAUUUCCGAGCAUGGUGGGAAAUGGUGGAAACGCUGAAGGGAGGAGGACCACGAGCUGUGCGCCGCCAUCCUUCUCCCCCAGUUUCGACGUUGCCGCUGUUCCAAGGAGUGCACCGCGAGCGGCUUUUCUGGGGUACAUACCGUCCUCAUCUUUAUUUGGGCAUCCGAGCAAGGGUGCCUGAAUCCUUGUUGGGUGGACUUAUGUGGGUGCAGAGAAAGGAAGGGCGCUAUCAUCUGCGGCACACGUGUCAAGAUGGUGAUGGGCUGCAGAAGUAUGGCUGGCUUCGUCACGACGGUUCCAAAUUUGGUCGGCAGCAGCUCAUUGAUGGGAACUUACAUCUCGCCACUUAUUUCCUUAAACAUCAUGGUCAUGGUUCUGGUUAUGGAGGCGACUGGGCUGUGAGAAUCGUCGCCACCGAAAAUGGCACGCCUACCACUACGGCAUCAGGGGACGAGGAUAUGGUGACGAAGAAAAAGACAGUCUCUUUGCUGUUUUACUUCACGGAUGAGUCCGGCAAAUCCUUUGACAUAUCUGCGGGUGAGCGCGGUUCAACCAGUCCUGCCAAAUCCGCGGGGAAAGGGCUGCUUGCUGUUGGGAAAUGGGGAGAAGUGGGCACGUGGCAGCUUCAUGUCCGAGGAAAGAAGGGAGCAGCAGAUGAGAGUUACGUUGGCCUGAAGGCUCUUCACGUUCACAAUUUGACAGAGGUUGUGUGGGGAACUCUCGUGGAGAAUUCCAAGUUGUCAGGCAAAGUGAACCUGCCAAACUCUGUUUCAAAGAGAUCAAAUCUUGUUGUGUAUCAGAUUACAGCCGAGUUUCCUCUCAAGCUGGAUAUCAUAUUUAUCUCCAAUGUUGUCGGAGACGAGCGAUCUACCGCUGGGCGCGUGGAUGGACUGAGCGGGGCUCAAUUGAGUGCCAAGCUCGCAGACGAGGAGGCUGCCUUCGACAAAAGAUUCGACGACACGUUCGAGCUUCACGGGAAGGGUGUGAAGGAUGCUGAAGCAGAGGUGGCCAAGGCUGCCCUCAGCAACCUGCUUGGGGGGAUGGGCUUCUUCUAUGGGCAAUCGAAGAUCGCAGCGCCCGGUCAAGAACAUGGCGGUGGCACGCAGGAUCACCUCCUCUACUGGCCUGCAUCCUUGUACACAGCAGUGCCAAGCCGUCCCAUGUUCCCUCGCGGGUUCCUUUGGGACGAGGGAUUUCACCAGUUGUUGAUUGGCAAGUGGGAUCGCAAUAUUAGCAUGGACGCUAUGGCUAGUUGGUUAGACCUGAUGAAUGUCGAUGGAUGGAUCCCACGAGAGCAGAUUCUUGGGGAAGAGGCACGGAUGAAAGUGCCUGCGGAAUUCGUUCUCCAGCACACUUCCAAUGCCAAUCCACCAACCCUCUUUCUUCCCAUCCAGGAGCUUGCGAAGCAACUGGCUUCUUCCGACACUCUUGCUGCUGAAGAAGGGGAGAGAGAGGCGGUGCGCACAUUCCUGAAGAGGAGUUUCCCUCGCCUCCAGUCCUGGUUCCACUGGUUCAAUACCAGCCAGAUAGGGCAAUUGCCAGGAAGCUAUUUUUGGCACGGCAGAGAUGCAAACACCAACAGCGAGCUCAACCCAAAGACCCUGAUGUCCGGCUUGGACGAUUACCCGCGCGCUUCACAUCCAGGCAAUGAGGAGCGCCACCUCGAUCUGCGCUGUUGGAUGGCACUGGCAGCAGAUUCCUUGGCGGUUAUUGCGAAAAUGGUCGGCGAACGCCACGAACACUACGAAGCAACUGCAGCAUGGUUGUCUGACAUCAAUUUGCUGAACUCGCUGCACUUGGAUCUGGAGUCAGGCAGGUACUAUGACUAUGGCAACCACUCUGACAAGGUUUAUCUUCAGCCAAGAGAGUACGUUGAUGCGAGAACCGGGUAUUUUCACCGUUCGUUUGAACGCGUUGUUCUGAAGGCGCCAGGUCCCGCUCUGGUCCCACACUUCGGCUAUGUCUCUCUCUUCCCACUCCUGAUCAAACUCCUUCCACCGAACUCUGACAAUCUCAGGCAGCAGCUGCAGCUCCUGAGGGAUGAGACAUUGCUCUGGACAAAGUUUGGGCUUCGAUCGCUUGCCACCACAAGCUCUCUUUACAACAAGCGCAACACGGAACAUGACGCGCCGUACUGGAGAGGACCGGUGUGGAUCAACGUCAACUACUUAGCGUUGUCGGCGCUGAAACACUAUGCAUCAGUGGAAGGGCAUUCGAAGCAGGAGGCGCAGAGGCUGUACGCGGAGCUCAGAGAGAAUGUCAUCAGGAAUGUCGUCCAACGAUAUCAGGAAAGUGGGUACCUUUGGGAGAACUACGACCACAUGAGGAGUGGCAAGGGGAAAGGAGCUCAUCCCUUCACCGGAUGGACAUCCUUGAUAGUUUUGAUUAUGGCGGAGACGUUUUAGCGGCUGGGGGAAUUGUCAUUGAGUUUUCUAUUUCUGCUCUCUCUCACCUUAGCAUUUUUAGCCGUGCUGAAACUGCGCAUCAUUUUUAGCCUAUGACCUACCAGCCCGCUCGUUCUCCCGCGUGUGCUUGACUUGUGGUGGUGGGUUGGCAAAAAUGCGGAUUAGGGUAUGCUGCUCAAACUGAGAUCGAUGAGAGCUUUGUAGUAAUCGUAAUGAACAUAGUCGUAGUUGGCGUCAGGUACGUCCGGAAAUGUCACUGUGGGAGUACGCUGUUACACGCGUGCGCUCGUGCGC
Molecule: messenger RNA, 3099 nt
Organism: Chara braunii
Lineage: Eukaryota; Viridiplantae; Streptophyta; Charophyceae; Charales; Characeae
Source: the annotation of a GenBank genome assembly